Exophiala aquamarina CBS 119918 is the source of this 3654-nucleotide messenger RNA. RefSeq lists its product as uncharacterized. The coding region runs from base 1 to 3654 and encodes 1217 amino acids. NCBI's taxonomy places the organism in Eukaryota, Fungi, Ascomycota, Eurotiomycetes, Chaetothyriales, Herpotrichiellaceae. The record is from RefSeq and is a predicted model, not a curated record. The transcript is spliced from 2 exons. Gene Ontology annotation, biological process: protein localization to plasma membrane. Gene Ontology annotation, cellular component: plasma membrane.
AUGAGCUCCCUCCUCCACCCCAUUCACUCGGCGAGCCAGAAAUGUCGACCUAAGCAUCAAGUCCUGGUCCUCAAGUGCUAUCCCAAAUACCAAAAGACCGUCCAAGAAGUCAAGCCAAAUGCCUCUGAGUUGAGCUAUCUCCUCUACUACGCAAGCACGCGCCGUCACAAGCUGCAGAAAGUCGGCGCAUUUCUAGAAAAGAAGAAUGCUCACGAUGUCUGGAAGGCAAGACUUGGUAAUGUCCAAAUCACUCUUCAGAUCCUCGCCGCCAUCAUCGAAAAAGCCCCCCGCGACAUCUCCCUGUACGCCCGAUCCGUCCUGAUCAUUCUCGACUCCGUCCUUCGAUCCAAAGAUGUAAAUAUGGUAGAAGAGUCGGUUCCCACCUUUGAGGCUUACUGUAAGCAUGUCGAUGCUGCUUCUCUUACUGCCGAUCAACAGCGUGCUCAGCAAUACCUUACCAUUGUUCAACUAUAUGCGGGAUAUGCCGCCAAGCAAGUCCCUGUAAGUAAACAGCCUGGCGAUUCUAUCCCUGUGUCCCUGCGAUGGCGCACCCUCGGUCUUCGCGCUAUCCGAGCCGUGGUCGCGUCCGAAGCAAUUGCCGCAGACUCCGGUCGUCAGCUCAACACCGUCAUGCCCGUCAUACUCGACAAUUUGUCUUUGGAGGAAGACAAUAUAUUGGCAUCUCUUCAUCAACGUGCCAAAACCAGCGAAAGAUCGGACGAUGAAACUGCGCGUAGGAGGCGCAUGAGCAUCGCUACCGUGACCACCGUCGACACUGCUGAGGGCGACCCCGCUACCGCAGUCGAAACAACAGCUGCAGCAGAUAAGGUGGCUGAAGAAGAAGUUCGAGCACUGGCCUUGAGAUGUCUGAAGCAGAUAUUCUCCAUCGGCAUAGGAAGCACCCGUGGCCAGACGAGGUUAGCGACUGCUUUGACCUUGAGGUUCAUUGCGGCGAAGAAUCCACCCAAAACAACUCCGGAUUUUGCUCGACAAGGGAACUGGGCAACAUCCUUAUUCGAGACAAUUGCGAGAUGGACUCCCGUACAGGAUCGCUUCAUUAUCGUGGUCACAGCCAUGGAAACUCUUGUCAGGAGUCCAACCACGGAAGAUGUGCUCGAGAAACAGCUCGUUCUCACCAUUCUGAUAGACUGGCUUCUCAGUUCGUCUAUCAACCUGAUUGGGUUAAGUGUUAUGGAUGUUUUGUUGGGUUUCAUUUACCACAUGCUAGCUUUGCUUCAAUUAGGUGGUCCCAAUCCUCGGUUCAUCCCUGCUCAACCAAAUGACACAACCGGCUUUUUCCGCGAGAUAAAGGAAGCAUUCGAUCCCAGUACUGUUCUUAGCGGAUCUGAGAAACCGACGACAGCGUCGAAACCUGAGACGAAGCCCUCUGCAGUACGGCAAGAGCUGAUACUCCGGCUCCAGAAAUGCAUUGCUUCACUUUCCAACCAUAUCUAUUACACCGACCAAAUCAGUGAUAUGAUAGCUGCGAUUUUGGCUCGCCUCAAACCCUCCACCCAGUCCGAAGUCCCGAAUUCUGCCGCUGCAAUAAGUGAUCCUGCAGCAGCAGCAAAAGCGAUUGCCGAAUCUGCAAAUGUCCAAGAAGAUGCGUCCACUUCUUCUUUCUUCUCUUUCACCACUGCUAGGUUGACUGCCGUACAAAUCAUCAAGGAUAUUUUGUACCGUUCAAACAGCAGAAGAGGCCCUUCUGGGGCACCGAUCGAGGCUCGUUCUAGAGUCGGUGUGCAGGUCUGGGAAGGCACCCAAUGGCUUCUGAAGGAUGAAGACAAGGAAGUUCGAAUUGCGUAUAUCGAUGCGCUCCUAGCAUGGCUCAAGCUAGAGACUAAUAAAUCCGAUAUGUUAUUGCCUAAAGAUGGACAUCGAAAAGUGAGCCAGAACAAGAAAAACACGCUUCAACCUGGUGAGACGGUCGUUGCCAAACGUGCAGUGUCUGGAGCUUCACGAAAAGAAUCCAAGCCGGCAAGGUCCAACUUUCUGCAACUGUUGCAUUUGGCCAUCUAUGACAGCAUUCUUGAUGACCCUGAGAACGAAUCGAACACGCUCUUACUCUACCUCCUACUGACCAAGCUUGUCGAGAGACUCGGAGUCAACGCGGUCCGAACAGGAAUGCCCAUGAUUUUGCGUCUGCAAGAAACUGCCCUCAACGGAGAGGUGGUUUCUCCUCAUGGUCGAGUUUAUGUUGCAAGUAUUGUCAAUGGAUAUCUCUGGACGAUUGCCGAGAAAUUCGACUUCGAGGUCAGUCCAGUUGGUAAUGAAAUCAACGCCGAAAUUUCUAGGAGAAAACGCUUUGGGAUCUGGUUUGAUAAGGUCAAAUUCCCCGCUGUCCCUAUGGAUGACAUUCGCCAGAUACCGAUUGUCAGUGAGAAACGACCAGAAUACCCGGAUGAAGCUAUUAAGACGAUCAAGCCGUUCUUGUCGGUCAAGGAGGUCGUCGAUGAGAUAACUAUUGCUUAUGAUAAUUCACUUCUCACUCCCCCAACCUCAGCCCCUUCGUCUCCUGGCCGAGUGUUCUCCAUCCCGACACUUGGCUUCGGCUAUGGCUAUGGUAUCGCGGCGGGACCGAAGCCGUCCCGUGAAGAUCAACUUCCUCAAAAAGUCAAGGAUGAAAUGUGUGCUGGGUGGUCGAGAGAAGCAUGUAUUGCUGCGGUGGAGAAAGAAAGUGCUGCUUCUGUGACAGGGUCGCGUACGGGAGCUUCGUCCCUGCCGAAAGCUGCACAUCAUCUCGGUGUAAAUGGGGCUCACAAGCACAGUUCUACAAGUGGUCAAGAGUCCCCGGUCGCUGCAAAUGGGUCGACUACUCCGACAUUUGGACUACUUGGUGGAUUGGGUACACUCACAAGAAACAAAAGAGCAAGUGCCAAUGGCUCGCCUUCGAGACACGUCACUACUUCCAGUCGAGACUCAACUAUAAGAGUAACUGAUCUCAAACGCGCCUUGUCUAGCUAUGCUAGAAAUGGUACAAGACAUCAUAGUCCGCUACGCCGACCAACCAUAGGGUCCAGGAGGAGCACGGUUAGCAGUGGGACAAGUAGCAUGGUCAGUUGGACGGAAGCUGAUGAGGGCAACUUAUCGACUUUGGAUAUUGAUAACAGUCAAGCGAAUGGUCCCAGCAACGGCCCAAAUGGUAUCAGCUCUCGACCACAAACUGCCAGAUCCAGCAAAGCUGGCCCGGGUGAUGAAGGGGGCACAUUUCAUGAUCAGGCAGCUGUCCCAGCCCUCACAGCAGAUCCUCGACGAGAUUCAGACAUUCCUCCCGUGCCAAAGAUCCCAUCUACACUCAAUCUCCCCGGGACAUGGCCACGCGAUAUUUCUCCAGCUCGACCACUAGACGAACCAACCGAAGGAACGGCCGUGCAUGCACCAUCUGGGGCUAUCGAUGCUAGUGCUAGCCCCCAAUCCAAACGAGUAACAAGCGGAACAUACUCCUCUCCGCCCACGAGAGACGGCCAGACGAUGAAGAAAACCUCCCGGCCUGUGAGUCGAAAAAGCGCCGCCCCGACUCAUCCAGCACCGGUUGAAAAAUUCGACUUGGGUUCGUUGUUGGCGGGCAUUAGCCUGGGUACAGGCAAAAGCACGGAAGAAGUGAUAGAGAAGGAGGACAGCCGGUCAAGUCGUUUGAUCAAACCUCCUUAUUAA